AUGCACCGUAACUCAGACAUAGCUUCAGUGCCUGUAGCAAACCCCUGCCCUCUUACAAACGGCAUGAUUCGUUACACAAGGAAGGCCAGCAGCCUUCACCGACUUCAGGAGAGCCUGGUGAUCCGUCUGGUGCGAGAACACCUCCGUGCAAGGCAGCAUUUGCUUGGAGCGCCCAGACCUCGCCAGGAUUUUGCACUGACCGAAGGAAGUACAAUCACUCCUUUGUGCCCAAAAGGGUACUUUCCCUGUGGGAACCUGACCCAGUGCUUACCCCGUGCUUUCCACUGUGACGGCGUGGACGACUGCGGGAACGGAGCUGAUGAGGAGAACUGUGGAGACACUAGUGGAUGGGCGACUCUGUUUGGCACAGUCCAUGGAGAUGCUAAUAAUGUGGCAUUAACACAGGAGUGCUUUUUAAAUCAGUACCCACAACGCUGUGACUGCAAAGGAACUGAGUUGGAAUGUAUAAAUGCUGGCUUGAAGUCUGUGCCAACCGUUUCCAGCAAUGUGACAUUACUGUCUCUUAAGAAAAACAGUAUUCACAGUCUUUCAGAUAAAGUUUUCAUCAAAUACACAGAACUUAAAAAGAUAUUCCUUCAGCAUAAUUGUAUUAGACAUAUAUCCAGGAAAGCAUUCUUUGGAUUACAUAAUCUGCAAAUACUAUAUCUCAACCACAACUGCAUUACAACUCUCAGACCUGGAGUAUUCAAAGACUUACAUCACCUAACUUGGCUAAUUCUAGAUGACAAUCCCAUAACCAGAAUUUCACAGCGGUUGUUUACUGGAUUAAAUUCCUUGUUUUUCCUGUCUAUGGUGAAUAACUACUUAGAAGCCCUUCCCAAGCAGAUGUGUGCCCAGAUGCCUCAACUCAACUGGAUGGAUUUGGAAGGCAAUGGAAUAAAAUACCUUACGAAUUCCACCUUUCUGUCGUGCAAUUCACUCACAGUGCUGUUUCUGCCUAGAAAUCAAAUUGAUUUUGUUCCAGAGAAGACAUUUUCUUCAUUAAGAAAUUUAGGAGAACUGGACCUGUCUAGCAAUAUGAUAAUGGAGCUACCACCCCACAUUUUCAAAGACCUGAAGCUUCUUCAAAAACUGAAUCUGUCGUCCAAUCCUCUUUUGUAUCUCCACAAGAACCAGUUUGAAAGUCUUAAACAGCUUCAGUCUCUAGACCUGGAAAGGAUAGAGAUUCCAAGUAUAAACACACAAAUGUUUCAGCCCAUGAAGAAUCUUUCUCACAUUUAUUUCAAAAACUUUCGAUACUGCUCCUAUGCUUCCCAUGUCCGAAUAUGUAUGCCCUUGACUGACGGCAUUUCUUCAUUUGAGGACCUCUUGGCUAACAAUAUCCUCAGAAUAUUUGUCUGGGUUAUAGCUUUCAUAACCUGCUUUGGAAAUCUUUUUGUCAUUGGCAUGAGAUCUUUCAUUAAAGCUGAAAACAUGACCCAUGCUACGUCCAUCAAAAUCCUUUGUUGUGCGGACUGCCUGAUGGGUGUUUAUUUGUUCUUCGUUGGCUUCUUUGAUCUAAAAUACCGCGGGCAGUAUCAGAAGUACGCGUUGCUGUGGAUGGAGAGCUUACAGUGCCGCCUCCUGGGCUUCCUGGCCAUGCUGUCCACCGAGGUCUCCGUCCUCUUGCUGACGUACUUGACUUUGGAGAAGUUCCUGGCCAUCGUCUUUCCCUUCAGUAACAUCCGUUCUGGAAAACGGCAGACCUCGGUCAUCCUCAUUGGCAUCUGGAUUGUGGGAUUUUUAAUAGCUGUGAUUCCAUUUUGGAAGGAGGAUUAUUUUGGAAACUUUUAUGGAAAAAAUGGAGUAUGUUUCCCACUUUAUUAUGACCAAACAGAAGAUAUUGGAAGCAAAGGGUAUUCUCUUGGAAUUUUCCUAGGUGUGAAUUUGCUGGCUUUUCUCAUCAUUGUGUUUUCCUAUACUAUUAUGUUCUGUUCCAUUCAAAAAACUGCCUUGCAGACUUCAGAAGUGAGGAAUAACACUGGAAGAGAGGCGGCCGUCGCAAACCGUUUCUUUUUUAUAGUGUUCUCUGAUGCCAUCUGCUGGAUUCCUGUAUUUGUAAUUAAAAUCCUUUCCCUCUUCCGGGUGGAAAUACCAGAAACAAUCACUUCCUGGGUCGUCAUUUUUUUCCUCCCAGUAAACAGUGCCUUGAACCCAAUCCUCUACACUCUCACAACCAGCUUUUUCAAAGACAAGUUGAAACAGCUGCUGCACAAACAUCAGAGGAAAUCGAUUUUCAGACUAAAAAAAAAAAGUUUGUCUACAUCCAUCGUGUGGGCCGAUGACUCGUCUUCAGUGAAACUUGGGGUUUUGAACAAAAUAAACCUCGAGGAGAAUAUAGUGAAACCAGCUUCCUAGUACUGGUUUUGGAGCACUGGACUUUCAAUGGACUACCUAAAAAAGCACAGCAUUUGGAAGAUGACAUCUGCAGUCCUUUUCAUCUUUACCAACGGCGACCCUUUCUGCACAGACAGCACGGCAGGAUGAUGUCAGGCACUGCAUUCCAGUGGCGGCUGUACUGUUUAUCAGCUGGGCUGGGGACUGUGCCUGAGAGUUCUCCUCACCGACAUGCCUGAAAUGCACAAGUGAAGCCAUAAAUAGUAGGCUGAUAAGCAGUUGUUCUCUAGCUCGUCAACGCGGCCAGCUACCAGCGGAUGCCCACACGUUGGCGCUGCAUGGUCUGUUUUUAAACUGAAUUGUGCUGUCCAUAAAAUAAAAACAGUCACGACAUCUAACGCUAGCAUGGCGGGAAUAGCAUAAGCCCAACAUCUCUCUCCUUGCUUUUUCAACGUCAAGUGAAAUCCUCAGCAUCCUGCUGAACUGAUAGCAAAGGAUUUCCGAGAUGUCCACCCACCUCAAGUCCUGCCGUACGGAGGCCCGUGGAUUAGCGGCUCUGAAAGCAGAACUUCAUACAAGGUUCGAAGUCGAACAUAUGACCAGAGAGGCACGCUGACCAUUUAUUUGCCUAGUACCAUUCACCUUUUCAGCUUGUAUUUCAUGUGAGAAGAACUGAGCUCUCAAAAUAUUUUUCUUAAGGUUGCCCAUGCCAUAAAGGAAAAUUGGGCACUCCAACUGCCAAAAACUACAUUUUAAUAUGUUUUAAAGUAUAAUUUCUUAAGAGCAGUAUCCCUAUUGCUGGCAAGUUCUGCCAUCAUAGAACACACAGAUAAGAAGGGUUAAGGGGGAUUUAAGAACACUGGACUCAGAUAAAUUCCUGUUGUUUUUAACCAAAAGGCUGGUAAGUUUGGAUUUGUUUUUUGAAAAUAAAAAGUAGUUGUGAAGUCCUGGACAUGUUUUUAUAUGGAAAGUUUAUAUGUCAAA
Messenger RNA from Lagenorhynchus albirostris (white-beaked dolphin), 3321 nucleotides. RefSeq names its product relaxin family peptide receptor 2 (gene RXFP2). Gene Ontology annotation, molecular function: G protein-coupled receptor activity; protein binding. NCBI's taxonomy places the organism in Eukaryota, Metazoa, Chordata, Mammalia, Artiodactyla, Delphinidae. Gene Ontology annotation, biological process: G protein-coupled receptor signaling pathway. The record is from RefSeq and is a predicted model, not a curated record. Gene Ontology annotation, cellular component: membrane.